Oncorhynchus gorbuscha (pink salmon) is the source of this 2986-nucleotide messenger RNA. RefSeq names its product major facilitator superfamily domain-containing protein 3-like. Gene Ontology annotation, molecular function: transmembrane transporter activity. Gene Ontology annotation, biological process: transmembrane transport. NCBI's taxonomy places the organism in Eukaryota, Metazoa, Chordata, Actinopteri, Salmoniformes, Salmonidae. Gene Ontology annotation, cellular component: membrane. The coding region runs from base 505 to 1746 and encodes 413 amino acids. The record is from RefSeq and is a predicted model, not a curated record. The transcript is spliced from 5 exons.
UUGAGAUAAACAUUUUUUUGGUGCAUUUAGAACAUUUCUGGGAUCUUUUAUUUCAGCUCAUGAAACAUAGGACCAGGACUUUACAUGUUGCGUUUAUAUUUUUGUUCAGUGUAUAAUGAAACCUGAGUUUCCUUAAUUUAAUACAUAUACUAAAAACCAAAACUAUUUAUCAUGAGGGGAAUUCCAUUUGCUCAUGAUUUUAUUUUUAUAUAUAAUUUUUUCAUGUACCUUGGCAGUCGGAAGGUAGACAAGGUGACAGAUACAGAGGGAGAAAGAGUAUAGGGAGCAAGGUGGAAUUUGGAACCCCGUCACUAGCUUGCAUGUGUGGUCUGGAGUCUGGCGGACUAACUAGACCAGACUCCGGCACCCAUUUGCUCAUGUUUUCCGUCAGUGAAAUGAUCCCCCCUCUCUCUUCCCCAUCUCUCCUAGGCUGAUCGACCCAUUUGAUCAGCUCCUGGUGGAACAUCGUCAUGACCUGACGAAUUGUCCCUUUCCUAUUUAAUCAUGAAUGACAAGCUGGUUUUUCUGGGCCUCCUGUACUUUGUGCAGGGGAUCCCCUAUGGUCUCCAGUCCUUGUUACUCCCUGUCUACCUCCGUGGGGCGGGCCACUCCCUCACCCACAUCGGCUUGACCAAAAUCCUCUACUUCCCCUGGGUGCUCAAGGUCCUCUGGGCACCCCUGGUGGACCGUGUGGGCACCAAGCGGCGCUGGCUGGUGGCCACGGUCUCUGGCCUGGCGCUUACUUGUCUCUCCAGUGCCGCUCUGGCCCCGGAGGCCCACAUCUGGGGAGUGGUGGGGACUCUACUGGCCAUGAACGCCCUGGCAUCGAUUCAGGACAUCACAGUGGACGGGGCCGCUGUGGGACUGCUGAAGGGCCGUAGCGAGCUGGGCCUGGGCAACAUGGCUCAGGUGGUGGGCUACAAGGCCGGCUCGGUGUUUGCCGGAGGCGGGCUCCUGGCUGUGAUUGACGUGGCUGGGUGGGGCCCUAUGUUUAUGCUGUUGGCCUUUGUGUACUUCGGGGUGGCACUGUUUGUGUUGGGGGCCCCCGUGCUGGACAAUGAGCUGUUGAGGGGCCAGGCAGAGGGGAGGAAGGGGGUCCAGUCGGACGCUGUGCAUCCCUGGAGGGUGUGGCGGAAGCUGAUGUCAGUACCUGGGACGCCCUGGACCAUGAUCUACGUUCUCACAUACAAACUGGGUGAGCAGGGUGCGGUGACCAUGUUCCCUCUCUUCCUUUUGGACCAUCACAUGACAGCCCGGGAGUUGGGGUUCUGGAACGGCAUGAUCGCCAUGUGCUUCUCAAUCUGUGGCUCCUCCCUCGGUGGCCUGCUGCUCUCCCAGUUCAGUAUUGGCUCUCUGAUGAGGCGUGUGUUUGUGAUGCGGACUGUCAGUAUGGUGUUCCAGAGCUCCCUCCUGACCGUGCUGGAACCUUCCCCGCUCAUGAAAGGUAUGGCCGUGUUGAGUUUGAGCAUUCAGCACUUCCUGGGAGGCCUCAUCACAACGCUCACUUUCACAACCAUGAUGCACUGCACACAGAGAGCGGAGGAGAGUGUACAGGCCACCCACUACAGUUUCCUGUCCACUCUGGAGGUACUGGGGAAGCUGAUGUUCGGUGCCCUGGCAGGGGGCCUGGUGGACUGGGUGGGUUUCCCCACUGCCUUCCUCCUUUUCCUGGUCCUCUCUGCCGGAACAGCCCUCCACAUCUGGAAGGCCACAGACACAGGGGCCCUCAGGGAAGAGCCCAAGUGAUCAGCUUUUUGUUCUAGCCCUUACUAACAUCAGAUCAAGCUACUCAAGGGGUCGAUAAUCAGUUGACUCGUUGAACAAGCUGUGUGAGUGUAGGGUUGGAACAAAAACCUCCACACCCUAUAGGUGCCCAGGACUAGGGAUGGUGAUCACUGAGAUUGAGGAGGAGGAGGAAGUAGUGUGUUGCAUGAGUGCGAAGCAAAUUCUGUCGUACGUCGGCGUCCUAGAAAAACUCUUAUCUCACUUUUUUUUAAACAUAAAUGGAAAGUUUCACAGAACAUUCCACUCCAUGUUCUGUGAAAGAUGAAUGAAUCUAGUACUAAUAUAAGUCAUUCAAAAAGCCAUGUGAAUUCCCAUUAAUAUAUGGCAACAACAACAUUGUUUCAGAUUCCUGAAAAGUAAACUUUUUUAUACAAGAUUUUUCCAGGACACUGAUUAGUAGCUAUAUUGAGUUGGGGGAUCGGAUCAGUAGCAUAAGGGAUAGGGGGGACAAUAAAUGGGAAAGCUGUUAAGGGGUUGUUGGAGGACAUACAGUACCAUCUGAGCCAUUUUCAUAUUUGCCAAGGCUGCAGUAAAAUGUAGUCCAGCAGUUCUACUUAGUCAUUGAUUAGCCUGCGAUGAAGGUUAUAUGUGUCAUAUCAGUUUCCUUUUUGAACUUGUUCUGUGGUGACGUUUAUGAAUGAAUCCCUACUACCUCUUAUCAACACUGUAAGAUAUGCAGAAGAGUCUAGUGAGCAGUAGAAUACAACAUUUGCUAGCUAGUGUGCAAUUUUGAUUAGCAGUAGCUUGCUUGAACCAUUACUCUGCUAGCCUAGGUUAGUUGUUAGCGCAAUUAGAGAACCAGGUCAGACUUUAAAUAUAUAGUCCGGAUUUUCCAUCUGUAGAUGCUCUAAAGAUGGUCAUACUAUCAACAAACUAUCUGUUGAUAAGCAACUGCUUGUUAUGGUUACUGUUAGUUUUAGGGUUAAGGUUAGGGUACAGUCUAAGCUUAGGGUUAUGAUUACGUUUAGGGUUAAGGUUAGGGUACGGUCUAAGCUUAGGGUUAUGAUUAAGUUUAGGGUUAAGGUUAGGUUACGGUCUAAGCUUAGGGUUAUGAUUAAGUUUAGGGUUAAGGUUAGGUUACGGUCUAAGCUUAGGGUUAUGAUUAAGUUUAGGGUUACAGCUAGGGUUAGUAGAUAGUUGAAAUGUUACUGAUGGUCUAUGUCUACAGAUGGACUAUCCAAAUAAAGUAUUACCGAUAACA